Zootermopsis nevadensis is the source of this 1261-nucleotide messenger RNA. It is a transcript of the gene Rpn7, whose product is annotated as regulatory particle non-ATPase 7. Gene Ontology annotation, cellular component: proteasome regulatory particle. NCBI's taxonomy places the organism in Eukaryota, Metazoa, Arthropoda, Insecta, Blattodea, Termopsidae. Gene Ontology annotation, biological process: proteasome-mediated ubiquitin-dependent protein catabolic process. The record is from RefSeq and is a predicted model, not a curated record.
AUGCCUCUUGAGAACCUAGAGGAUGAAGGUCUUGAGAAGAAUCCAAAUCUGAAAUUGGCAUUAUGGAAGUUUCUGUUAAGUUUACCUGACCACAGUGGAGACAAGAAGCUUCAGUCUAAACUUCUGGAAGCAAUCGUCGGAGAAAAUAUGGCACCAUUUUAUGAAGAAGUUUGUCGGGACUCGGACUGGAAAGUUGACCAAACCCUACUUGCCAAAAUGAAAAGUGCUAAUGAAGAAAAAUUGAAAGAACUGGAGGAAACAAUUGAAGAUGCUGAGAAGAAUCUGAGUGAAAUGGAAGUUAGAGAAGCAAAUUUAAAGAAGUCUGAAUAUCUGUGUCGGAUUGGAGAUAAGGAAGGAGCACUGUCUGCUUUCAGAAAGACAUAUGAUAAAACAGUCUCACUGGGUCACAGGUUGGAUAUUGUCUUUCAUCUUAUUCGUAUUGGUCUUUUCUAUUUAGAUCAUGACCUAAUAACAAGAAAUAUUGAAAAAGCAAAGAGUCUUAUAGAGGAAGGUGGUGAUUGGGACCGUAGGAAUAGAUUGAAGGUCUACCAAGGAACUUACUGCAUUGUUGUUCGUGACUUCAAAGCAGCUGCAAAUUUCUUUCUUGAUACUAUUUCCACAUUCACAUCAUAUGAACUGAUGGACUAUGAGACUUUUGUUCGGUACACAGUGUACAUCAGCAUGAUAUCUUUACCUCGAAAUGAGCUUCGGGACAAGAUAAUAAAAGGAUCUGAAAUUUUGGAAGUUCUUCACACAAAUCAAGAUGUAAAAAAUUAUUUGUUCUCCCUGUAUAACUGCCAGUAUGCCGACUUCUUUAAGUAUCUAGCAUAUGUAGAAGGACUAUUGAGGCGUGAUUAUUUCAUCUACCCCCAUUAUCGGUACUAUGUACGUGAAAUGAGAAUCAUGGCUUACACACAACUUCUUGAAUCUUAUCGGAGCCUUACUCUGGAAUACAUGGCUGAUGCAUUUGGUGUUACUCCUGAGUACAUUGACCAGGAACUAUCACGUUACAUAGCGGCAGGCCGAUUACACUGUAAGGUGGACAAAGUUGGAGGUAUUGUUGAAACAAAUCGACCAGAUUCAAAGAACUGGCAGUAUCAAGCUACAAUCAAGCAAGGAGACAUUCUUCUGAAUCGUGUACAGAAGCUUUCCAGAGUAAUCAACAUUUAGAGACAAGUGUGUGGCAAAGAAGUUUGAUUACGAUUAUAUAAUACUAACCUUCUAAGGACAUAUUAAUAAAGUUUUGCCUGAAUUCUUGUUA